Messenger RNA from Bicyclus anynana (squinting bush brown), 2235 nucleotides. Its product is annotated as FHA domain-containing protein FhaA. The record is from RefSeq and is a predicted model, not a curated record. The coding region runs from base 249 to 1508 and encodes 419 amino acids. Lineage: Eukaryota; Metazoa; Arthropoda; Insecta; Lepidoptera; Nymphalidae. The transcript has 5 exons.
UUUUAAUUUAUCGGCAAAGGUCGAUGAUAAAACAGCUUUUAUUCUUGUUCGAAAUUUAAAAUUUUAAAAAUUCCCAAGCUCGUGUUUUUUGUGGAAACAUGUAAUGCAUAAACAAAAGACUGCAUGGGAGUUGACUGUAAAGUUUUAUUGUAUAGUUUAUAGUAAUUUUAUAGCGUAAACAGGUUUUGCAUAGGUCAGUGCCUCGCUAAGUGUCAGUUCACAUAGGAUGCGCUAGGUUGCUGCAUGUAAUGAAAAUGGACCGGCUGCCUAUACUGAUUUGCAUAACAGCACUUACAUUUGUAAUACACUGUAACGGAGAAGGAGAAACAGUGUUAUCAACUGUAUUGACUCCAGAUGAAAAAUCUCUACUGCGCCAAGGAAGAAGCUAUUACGACCGUUAUGGAUACGGUCGACCCUACGACAGAUUAGAUGACAGACCAAGAUGCGGCCGAUGUGAUGAGGAUGAUGACGACGAUGAUGAUGAUUACGAUAGAGGCCGCGGCAGAGAUGACGACAGACGGUCUAACAGACCCACAUACGGCAGCAGAAGCGACAGAAACGAUAGAAACAAAUACGACGAUGACGACAACAGAAGAUACGACGACAGGAAUGAUAGGAACAACAAAAACAGCACUGAUGACAAUGAUGACAAAAGGCAACAUGAUGACAAAGACGAUAGGCCUCAUCGUAGAAGAAACAAGAACAGAAAUAGAUAUGAUGAUAGAGAUAGAUAUAGGCCCGAUUAUUACGACCGAUUUCUGAGAGAUCCCUACAGAGAUAGAUAUGAUGACCCUUAUUAUAGGCGACCUGGAUAUGAUAGAUAUUACCCGGAUAGAUAUGAUGAUUAUGGCAGAGAUGGAUAUUAUUCAUAUUCGGAUUAUACACGGCCUUUGUAUGAGGAUAGAUACAAUAGAGGUGGUUAUUUAGACAGGGGUGGAUAUUCGGAUGGUUAUGGAGGAUAUGGACCGGGCAUCGGACGUGGACCUCAUGAUAGUUUCCGCCCUUGGGAUGAGACGUACCGUGGUCAAGCGGGCUGGGACUCGGCCGGGCGCGGGUACUACUUCGCUUCUGGACGCCCUGACUCCACUGUUUAUGGUCAGCAGCAAUAUGCCAGGCCUGUGACAACUGGUGGCAGUUAUCAGAACGUCGGAUACUCUUCCGGCUACAGCGGAGGGUACAGCGGAUACAGGGACCCGGGAUACCGUGGCUCCGUGUACGCGGGAGGAGGAGGAUACCAGGAUGUGGGCGGGUACGGCCAGUCCAGCGGCUGGCGUAAUGUUGGAGAGAGAAGACCUUAUAGAGAUCAGAGCGGUGUCGCCCAUUUGGACUCUAAGGUCACCCAAGUUCAGGACACUACAUACGACCGCUACGGCCAGAACCGACCGAGCUACCAGCCCACCUACGCGCCACAACCAGGGAGCUCCUCACCAACACCCGGCACCAGCUACCUCUUCCAGAGAGAUGAUGAGGUGGUCACACAGCAAGAGACUACUGUGUCUCCAACAUGAACUGAACUUGGACUACUGAAUCUACUAAAUAACUCAAAACCAAUGCUUUUGCAGUAUUUGCCUAUUCAGUUCGUAGGCAAUGAUAUCUUAGAAUCUUAUCUUUUAUACAAUUUCAUUUGUUCAUAUUAGGUUUAGUAUUUUAGUAAAUAUGUCUGUGUGUAUUUAUACAUUAUAUAAGUAUUUAUAUGUAGUAUAUAUUUGUAUAUUAAUAUUAUAAUAUCAACCAUCUUAGUACCCAUAACACAAACUACUCUGUAUGCUUACUUUGGAGCUAGAUAGUGAUGUGUAUUGUAUAAGUAUAUUUAUUUUUUAUUUUUAAAAAAUAAUCAUGAAAGAAGAAUUGAGGCUAUUUUAAUAUUUAAAGUGAUCUUAUUACCUAUUACCUUUAAAAAUUAUUGCAUAUUAAUUGUUGUACUGUGUAGUGUUUGUGUCUACUAAAUGUAUGUAGUGUAGUGUAGGUAUCUAUCUAUUUAGUGGACACAAACACUACAUACUGUAUCUAAAUAUAUGAGAAACCGGAGUUUGUGUCACGCUAUAUGAAUUUUCUUUGUUGGGACCUUCAUCUAAAUUCCAUCCUUCGCCACUGUUACCUACCUUUAGACUACAUAUUAUAAGUCCUUUGUGUACAUUUCCAGUAUAAUUCAUUUCGGGCAUAUUACGUGAUGUAUCUAACUUUAAGUUUUACCUUUUGAAUUAUAUUAAGUGAAUAAAUUAGAUUAAGAACGUU